Molecule: messenger RNA, 1482 nt
Organism: Neodiprion fabricii
Lineage: Eukaryota; Metazoa; Arthropoda; Insecta; Hymenoptera; Diprionidae
Product: actin, muscle
Exons: 3
Coding region: 159-1289 (376 amino acids)
Biological process (GO): mitotic cytokinesis
Source: RefSeq, a predicted model, not a curated record
GGAUGGCUAUUUUCGUCGGCUAACCGUUAUGGAUAUAGGGAGGCUGCGACGCCUGCAACGCGCCACUCGCUGCUCGCUCUUGCACUACACGAUUGCCUCGGCGCGUCCUCGACUUUUUAACAAUUAAACGCAUCCACUUGUACUAACCACCAAUCAAAAUGUGUGACGAUGAUGUUGCGGCACUUGUCGUUGACAACGGAUCCGGUAUGUGCAAGGCUGGAUUCGCUGGCGAUGACGCCCCCCGAGCCGUAUUUCCCAGCAUCGUUGGUCGCCCUCGACACCAGGGUGUGAUGGUCGGUAUGGGGCAAAAGGACAGCUACGUGGGCGACGAGGCUCAGAGCAAGCGAGGUAUCCUCACCCUGAAGUACCCGAUCGAACACGGCAUCAUCACCAACUGGGACGACAUGGAGAAGAUCUGGCACCACACCUUCUACAACGAGCUGCGCGUCGCCCCCGAGGAGCACCCCGUCCUCCUGACCGAGGCUCCCCUGAACCCCAAGGCCAACCGCGAGAAGAUGACGCAGAUCAUGUUCGAGACCUUCAACAGCCCCGCGAUGUACGUCGCGAUCCAGGCCGUCCUCUCCCUCUACGCCUCCGGUCGUACCACCGGUAUCGUCCUCGACUCCGGCGACGGUGUCUCCCACACGGUCCCCAUCUACGAAGGUUACGCCCUGCCCCACGCCAUCCUGCGUCUCGACCUCGCCGGUCGCGACCUUACCGACUACCUCAUGAAGAUCCUCACCGAGCGCGGAUACUCCUUCACGACGACCGCCGAGCGCGAAAUCGUCCGCGACAUCAAGGAGAAGCUCUGCUACGUCGCCCUCGACUUCGAGCAGGAAAUGGCCACCGCCGCCGCCAGCACCUCCCUCGAGAAGAGCUACGAGCUCCCCGAUGGCCAAGUCAUCACCAUCGGCAACGAGAGGUUCCGUUGCCCAGAGGCCCUCUUCCAACCCUCUUUCCUGGGAAUGGAAUCCUGCGGUAUCCAUGAAACCGUCUACAACUCGAUCAUGAAGUGCGACGUCGACAUCCGUAAGGACCUGUACGCCAACACCGUUCUCUCAGGUGGUACCACCAUGUACCCCGGUAUCGCCGAUCGUAUGCAGAAGGAGAUCACCGCCCUCGCCCCGUCGACGAUCAAGAUCAAGAUCAUCGCUCCUCCGGAAAGGAAGUACUCCGUAUGGAUCGGUGGAUCCAUCCUCGCCUCUCUCUCCACCUUCCAGCAGAUGUGGAUCUCCAAGCAGGAGUACGACGAGUCCGGCCCCGGAAUCGUCCACCGCAAGUGCUUCUAAAUAGAUUACCUCAUCUUCAAAUCGCCUUUCCAAUGUUUCUCUACCAGAACAAAAAAUGUCAAUUAACCAAAAUGAAAAAGGAGACGUUAUCAAGCGGAAGAAAAAACUACUCAAGUGCCUUUAUUAUACACAUUUAUCAGACUGUAUUGUACUUUGUAGUUUAUACAACUAUAAUUAUUUGUUACGAUCAUUA